CAGUGAUGUUCUUUGAUAAUCUUCAUAAUGUCUCCCUCCAGUGGAGACUUUGGGUAACACUAUCCAAUCAGACGCUGCCUCCUGGGUCAGAUGACCAAAACACGGAAGUGGCGACGAACGUGGAAUGUCAGCGUGCAGAAUCUCCAAAUAGCGACUUAAAAAACAAAUUAAAGAUGCAUCUAAUUCCAGUUGUGUUGUGGAUUUGACAUUUUAUCCCAUUCUUGUAACGACCCUGCUUUUCUGCCUGUCUUUGUGAAGAUGGCAAAGGUUUUCCGGAGUCCAGCACGUCAUGGUUAUGCUGUGGAAGUCUCUCCAUUCAUCCCAAACAGAGUUUCCUGUGCUGCCUCCCAGUAUUAUGGAAUAGCCGGUUGUGGCACACUGUUGGUCUUGGAGAAUAACCCAACAGGGAUUUCACUAGUACAAAGUUGGGAGUGGAGUGAUGGUUUGUUCGAUGUGUCCUGGAGUGAGUCUAAUGAACAUGUUUUAGUGGCUGGAGGUGGAGAUGGAAGUUUACAGCUCUGGGAUUCGACCAAUCACAGUGCUCCGCUCAGGGUGGCCAAAGAACACACACAGGAGGUGUACGCUGUGGACUGGAGUCAGACCAGAGGAGAAAACCUUAUAGUUUCUGCGUCUUGGGACCAAACAGCUAAAGUGUGGGACCCUGGUCUUACAUGUUUGUCUACUCUCCGAGGUCACGAAGGGGUCAUCUACAGCGCCAUCUGGUCACCGCAUAUCCCAGGAUGCUUUGCAACUGCCUCAGGUGAUGGCACUCUGAGAAUAUGGGACGUGAAGAGCGCUCUCUGUCGAUUGGCUGUUCCUGCUCACAAGGCAGAAAUACUGAGCUGUGAUUGGUGCAAAUAUGACCAGAACCUUUUGGCCACAGGCUCAGUGGACUGCAGUAUUCGAAUUUGGGAUUUGAGAAAUGUUCGUCAACCUGUGAGUCAACUACAGGGGCAUAACUACGCCAUCAGAAGACUCAAGUUUUCUCCCUUCAUGAAAACUCUACUGGCAUCCUGCUCUUAUGACUUUACUGUGAGAUUCUGGGAUUUCAGCCUUCCCCAGCCUCUCCUGGAGACUGUGGAGCAUCACUCAGAGUUUGUGUGUGGACUGGACUUUAACCUGCACAUCCCCAAUCAGGUGGUGGACUGCGCGUGGGAUGAGACAGUGAAGAUCUACACACCUGUUGGUCUACCUGCUGUCAGCGUUUAACAUUAGAACAUUGAAAACCAACACUUGAUAUUCCAGUAUUGUAAUAAUAAAUCCAUGAGUUCUUCUUGGUACCUCUGCAAUGUCUGCCAAUGAGCAGAGUAAUGUACUUUAAAUUCAGACUUGAAUAGAAGAUCUUUGUCAAGCUUAUAUGCUAAUUUCACAGUGAGUUUGCCUUCAAUCUCCAUGUCACUAUGUGGUUUAUCGUUACUAAUUUAAUGUCAGUUGUGACUAAUGCUGUUUGUAUGUUUGAAUAUCACAUGUGUGUAAUGUAGAUAAGACGUUUCAUUUCAGCACACAGACUGCAGUGCCUUCAAAUAAAAUCUGUUUGACUGGG
Boleophthalmus pectinirostris (great blue-spotted mudskipper) is the source of this 1543-nucleotide messenger RNA. RefSeq names its product peroxisomal biogenesis factor 7 (gene pex7). Lineage: Eukaryota; Metazoa; Chordata; Actinopteri; Gobiiformes; Gobiidae. The transcript has 11 exons. The record is from RefSeq and is a predicted model, not a curated record. Gene Ontology annotation, molecular function: protein binding. Gene Ontology annotation, cellular component: peroxisomal matrix; cytosol. Gene Ontology annotation, biological process: protein import into peroxisome matrix. Bases 259 to 1209 code for a protein of 316 amino acids.